This is a messenger RNA of Nannospalax galili (Upper Galilee mountains blind mole rat), 867 nucleotides long. RefSeq names its product ankyrin repeat and SOCS box containing 9 (gene Asb9). Gene Ontology annotation, biological process: intracellular signal transduction; positive regulation of protein catabolic process; protein ubiquitination. The record is from RefSeq and is a predicted model, not a curated record. NCBI's taxonomy places the organism in Eukaryota, Metazoa, Chordata, Mammalia, Rodentia, Spalacidae. Gene Ontology annotation, molecular function: protein binding. Bases 1 to 867 code for a protein of 288 amino acids. The transcript is spliced from 7 exons.
AUGACACCAUCGGUUUCCAAAGCCUUUGAAGGAGUCUAUGGAAAAAAGCAUGGCAUUAAUCCGUUCCUCCUUACAGAUAUCGUGUCUGAUUGGUCUCCUCUGCAUGAUGCUGCGAUCCAUGGACAUCUGCUCACUCUGAGGAACCUUAUCAGCCAGGGCUGGCCUGUGAACCUCACCACAGCAGAUCGUGUAUCUCCACUCCAUGAAGCGUGUCUCAGAGGUCAUCUGUUAUGUGCAACUGUUUUAUUAAAUCAUGGGGCACAGGUGAACAGCAUGACUGUAGACUGGCGAACUCCCUUGUUUAAUGCUUGUGUCAGUGGUAGCCAGGAGUGUGUGAACCUGCUUCUGCAGCAUGGAGCCAUUCCCCACCCUGAGAGUGAUCUGGCCUCUCCUAUCCACGAGGCUGCUAAAAGGGGCCAUGUGAUGUGCAUUGAGUCCCUUGCAGCUCAUGGGGCCAACAUUGACUAUAACAUCAGCUGCCUGGGUUCUCCCCUGUAUACAGCAUGUAAAAAUCAGCAGAUAGCCUGUGUGAAGAAGCUUCUGCAGUCAGGAGCAAGUGUGAACCAAGGCAAAGGCUUGGAUUCCCCUCUGCACUUAGUGGCCAGGAUGUCCAGUAGGGAACUGGCACACCUGCUGAUGGACUUCGGGGCAAACACUCAGGCCAAGAACGAGGAAGGCAAACGUCCUGUGGAUCUGGUGCCUCCAGAGAGCCCUCUGACCCAGUUCUUCUUGCAGAGAGAAGGGCCCCCUUCUCUGAUGCAGUUAUGCCGCCUGCGAAUCCGAAAAUGCUUUGGAGUUCAGCAACAUCAUAACAUUACUUCACUCGUGCUCCCAGAAGAUCUGAAGCGCUUUCUCCUACACCUUUAA